AGCUCUUUGCCACUAGUUAGGUCGAAAAGACCAUGUAGAGAUGCCCCUGCCCACAGAGCCUACCGUCACACUUGUAAGAUCAAAUCAGAUCUAACUGUGCACAGCAUGCCAAACCCCAUUUUUUAUGUAUUAAACAAUUAUUACAUUGUUGGUGUUGCACCAAGCCGAACACAUGAAAUCCAUAGGGGCGGGGGAUAUAUAGUUGUGGGGCUAGUAAAUAUGUUCGCCUAUCUGCCACCAUUCCAAGAUCUCAAUGUUUCCCCUCGUUAUUGUCCAUCGCGAUUUAUACUUCUCCACACAUACUAUACUCUCUUCCAUCGCAAUAGUCAAGAAGAAUUGAUCUCAUAAACGACACAACCAUGGCAGACUUCCCAACCCUCGAGCCAGCAUUUACGAUGCAGGUCAAAAUUCAACCUCCAACUGAAGUUGGAAGUGUUGCACGCGGCACCAAGCUUAUGAUUACGCCCAUGAUCGCUGGAACCAUCAAAAGUGAAGCCACAUUCUCCCCAGCUCUCAAUGGCGAGUUUGUCGGUCAGGGUAACGAUUAUAUUCACGUCGAUCCUGAUGGGAAGCAUUUGAGACUUGACGCCCAUGGAGUUAUCAAGACAACAGAUGAUGCGAUCAUCUACCUCAACUAUACUGGUAUCGUCGAUAUGACCCCAGACCUGCAAGCGAUCUUAAGUGGUAAAUCUGAGUCAACGGUGACUCCAUUUGGAAAUUCAUUUAUCCAUCUGACUUUCGAGACCGGCGAUGCAAAGUACGCCAGCCUCGAAACGGGCGUAUGGGUUGCCGCCGGGCACUUCAUCUACGAGAAGGGUAAUCCCCCCAUCGUGGAGUACAAAGUUAGCAAGGUUACCCACAUGUCCUAAAGACCUGAGAAUGGACUAAGCCGCGAUGGAAAUAGUCUUUUCUUUUUCCGUAUAUUUUGCGUUUAUAACGUAUAAAUGUAUGAUACGGGUGCGACCAUAGCUAGUCUCCAAUAUUGUGCCUAGGAUGUUCACGCCUUGGCGUAGAAAUUGAUAUUCUCAAUGUUUAAAUCAUGUAUGUUGCAAGUACUCCGAGAUAUAUGGAAUGCCAAAAGUGCCGCUGAAGCAAGACGAAGUGCAAGGGAUAUAAUAUAUCAGUCAAUUGUCCUAAAAUAGAAAAACUAAAUAUGACAAGAACAGCCCACUUCCUCCACAAAGAACUCCCAAUAAUAAUAAUAAUAGCAGUCGUAAUCAUAAUCGGCAUAUAAACAACCCCAUCCUUAAACCAACAACGGCCUUCUCUCCUCCUCAACAACAAAAACAAGCCUCCUCUCCCCUCCCCUCUCUACCCACCGUCUCGUUCCACGAUCACGCUCACGACCAUGAUCACGCCCACGACCAUUACCAUUACCAUUACCAUAACCAUAGCCAUGAUCACGCCCACGCCCACGACGAACACCAUACCCAUAGUCAUACCCCCACGUCCUCCCCCGAUCCCUCCUCCAAACCUCCGCAGCCCUCCACCCCUUCCUCCCCAGCACAACACCACACCACCCCACAAGCACAAGCACAAGCGUACCCAGCACCGAAACCACACCGGUCAGGAGCGUGAAGGUGCUGACGUUGCAGCCGAGCGGGGCUGCGCGAAGCUCCCAGCGCUCGCGGGCGGCGAGAGGGCAGAUGGCGGAGGAGGUUAGUGGGGCGAGGAGGGGGAAGAGGGAGCGGUUGGGGACGCAGGUUGAGGACUGGGGAGAGGAGUUAAUUAGUUGAUUUUUUUUGGAGGUUUGGAAGGUGGGAAGAGUCAGU
This is a messenger RNA of Blastomyces dermatitidis ER-3, 1772 nucleotides long. RefSeq lists its product as uncharacterized. The record is from RefSeq and is a predicted model, not a curated record. Lineage: Eukaryota; Fungi; Ascomycota; Eurotiomycetes; Onygenales; Ajellomycetaceae. The coding region runs from base 360 to 869 and encodes 169 amino acids. The transcript has 8 exons.